AUGGCGACUGAGCAACGGCGAGCCGAUUGUCCUGGCAACGAGUCCGUUAGUGGUCUCCAGCUUGUAGACCUUCCUCUGGCCACUGGUACUGGCGUCUCGACUUCCUCUUAUCGUCCCUCCGUGCCUGACUCCACGCAUCGAGUUGUGCUUCAACCUCUUCAUAGACUCUUCCACCCUGGGAUCCGAGCCCCACAAAAACUCCUCGCGGAAAGGCUGGUUCAGUCUGGCAUGAACAAGAAGGUCGUGCUGGAGUUUCCACCGGAACAAGGUACGGUGCCACAACAAGCCUCCGCAGGCGCUUUCACCAGCCACUUUCAUCUGGAUAUGGUAGGCUUCUUGCCCCAUUCAAUGGCUAAAAUCAUCACCUCAGUCGCGCUGAUCGGUACACCCGUUGAGCUGAAGCUCCCUUUGUGCCGAAUUUGGAGUCGGACACCGACGAGGCUUUUUUCAGUCGCUGGAUCGUUAUUUUCGGUGGCUGACCAACGAUUACGAUCACUCGAGGUGUCCAGCUCGAGUCCUUUUUCUUCUCAGCCCUCCUAG
Molecule: messenger RNA, 540 nt
Organism: Spirometra erinaceieuropaei
Lineage: Eukaryota; Metazoa; Platyhelminthes; Cestoda; Diphyllobothriidea; Diphyllobothriidae
Source: the annotation of a GenBank genome assembly